AUUCCCUGAGAUUUCGUGUAUAGGGCGUUUGUUUCGUUCUCUUUAUCCUCGAACGACUUCCACCAGAAGCAAGAUAGGACACGAUAAAACCCGUUCUUCUUCUUCUUCUUAUUGUUCUUGUUCAUAUAAUUUAAUAUUAAAGAUUAAAAGUUAAAGACUUCGAAACAAGGAUUCAGUUGGAUAUCUGAUCACCUUAUACUGAUAGUCUGAUACGAAAAAGGGUUUUUAAUAGGCGGCUAAGUCGGUAUCAAUCUUUGAAUUUGCCGUGAAAUUGCUUCUUGAACUUUGGAAUCUGCCUCUUAGUGGUUUGGUUGCAUGGCAAGCCUUGAGGGUGGCGUUUCAUUUUCAUACCUUUCAAAGCUAGAAAAGGGAAAUAAAAACGCCUUUCAAUUCGAUGAUGAUUAUAGGGAUGCUGUUUGGACCGUGCCACAAGACAAAAGUAUUGUCCCAUUAGGCUCAAAGUCGAUGAAAAACGAUUACCUCUAUCAGUUUCGGGCUGAGUCCGAUGAUUUUAUUGAUGGAGAAUACGAUUCUGGUGAUGAUGUCUCUAAGUCAAUGCAAAAUGGCUUGUAUCCUGAGGUGAACUUGAAGAAUGUGUUGAGUGGGUUAGUUGCAAUCGUAACUGGGCGUAAUAAAGGCUCCCUUGGUGCUUCUGUGGAUCAGCAAUACCAAAGUUCUAAUGUAUCAUUUCUGGGGUCUGAAAAGAAUGGAGAUACAUAUUUGCACUCCUCUGUUUAUAUACCAAGUGCUCCGCCACUUCUGGAGUCAAGUGGGAUAGAUUAUAACGCAUAUAAGGAGGUUUUGGAAGCUGAGCCUCCGGAGUGGAUUCCGGAUAGUUCUACUUCAGUUUGCAUGCAGUGUAGUGCUCCAUUUACUGCACUUACACGUGGCAGACAUCAUUGCCGGUUUUGUGGAGGGAUUUUCUGCAGAGCAUGUUCUAAGGGAAGGUGCUUGCUACCUGUUAAAUUUAGGGAAAGAAAUCCCCAGAGGGUGUGUGAUUCUUGCUAUGAUAGACUUGAUCCGUUGCAGGGUGUUCUUAUCAAUACCAUUAGCAAUGCUGUCCAAGUAGCAAAACAUGAUGUCAUGGAUUGGACCUGUACACGUGGUUGGUUGAACUUACCAUUUGGUUUGUCCAUGGAACAUGAGAUCUACAAAGCAUCCAAUACGUUGAGAAGCUAUUGCCAGGUUGCUAGGUUGAAUCCAGAGAGAUCUAUACCAUGGGCUGUCUUGAGAGGAGCCAAAGGUUUAGCUAUUUUAACUGUUGUUAAAGCUGGAGUUCUUGUUGCAUAUAAACUUGGGACUGGUCUUGUUAUUGCUCGAAGGUCAGAUGGAACAUGGUCUGCCCCAUCAGCUUUGUGCUCUGUUGGUUUAGGAUGGGGUGCUCAGAUCGGAGGCGAGCUCAUGGAUUUCAUAAUUGUGCUUCAUGAUUCAAAAGCUGUGAAGACGUUUUGUAGUCGAAUGCAUUUUUCUCUAGGUGCUGGCUGCAGUGCUGCUGCAGGACCUGUGGGGAGAGUGCUGGAAGCAGAUCUUCGAGCCGGGGAUGGUGGGUCCGGCAUGUGCUACAGUUAUAGUUGUAGCAAAGGGGCGUUUGUUGGUGUGUCAUUGGAAGGGAACAUUGUUGCAACAAGAAUGGAUACCAACCUACGGUUCUAUGGCGAUCCGUAUCUCACCACUGCUGACAUAUUACUGGGGACCGUGGACAGACCAAAAGCUGCUGAGCCCUUGUAUGCUGCACUACAUAACCUCUACUCCAGCCUACGCUUUUAGUUCCGGCACUAUUUGGCAAAGCAGCUUGUGAAACAAGCAACAGCUUGAGUGCAUGGUGCAUUUCUUGCCCUGGAUGAUUUGUGACUGUAUGGUUUAUAGUUUAUAUGCAUGUGGAUGAUGGAUUGUUAUUUGGUGGACGAGUAGGCAUUGGGUCAAAUAUGUAUCUACAGUUGUCAAACAAACCAUUCAGUUACUAUGUAAAUAUUUCUAUUCUUAUUCCUUGCAAAAAGAUAAUAUGAAAGCAGUAUUUUUAUUA
This is a messenger RNA of Gossypium raimondii (Peruvian cotton), 2023 nucleotides long. RefSeq lists its product as uncharacterized. Gene Ontology annotation, molecular function: phosphatidylinositol binding; metal ion binding. The coding region runs from base 316 to 1767 and encodes 483 amino acids. The transcript is spliced from 5 exons. The record is from RefSeq and is a predicted model, not a curated record. NCBI's taxonomy places the organism in Eukaryota, Viridiplantae, Streptophyta, Magnoliopsida, Malvales, Malvaceae.